AUGAAGAUCGCUGCUCUUCUCUUCCUUUUCUCUGUUUUCUCCUCCUCAAUCACCGCUUUUCCACAUUUUUUUCCCAAUGUUUCAUCCAUUCCACCGUCGUUAUUACCAAACAUCACCGCCGGAGCUUGGGAUAGCUUCAACAAUCUCUCCGGCUGCCAUUUGGGUCAGAAAGUUCCAGGUAUUUCCAAACUCAAAAACUACUUUCAUUACUUCGGAUACAUCGGCAACAUCAGCAAAAACUUCACCGACGACUACGACGACGCACUUGAAACCGCGGUGAAAAAUUACCAGCUCAAUUUCAAUUUAAAUGCUACCGGCGAACUCGAUGAAUCCACGGUGAAGCAGAUCUUAAAACCGAGAUGUGGAGUUGCGGAUAUUGUUAACGGAUCUAGUACUAUGAACUCCGGUAAAGCCGCGUCGAUGACCGGACAUACAGUUGCUCAUUAUUCCUUCUUCCCUGGGACGCCGCGGUGGCCGCGGUCGCGACGUGAUUUGACAUACGCGUUUGAGCCGAGAAAUCAGUUAACCGAUGACGUUAAGCGUGUUUUCACUAACGCCUUCGCUCGGUGGUCGGAGUGGACACCGUUGACGUUUACCGAAAGCAAUAACUACAACACCGCCGACCUUAAGAUUGGAUUCUACGGUGGAAACCACGGAGACGGAGAAGAUUUCGACGGAGUUUUGGGAACAUUAGCUCAUGCAUUUGCUCCGCCGAGAGGAUUACUACAUCUUGACAGCGACGAGACUUGGAUUAUCGAUGAUGUGUUCGCGUCUGGAUCUCCGUCGGCGAUGGAUCUGGAAUCAGUGGCGGUGCACGAGAUUGGACAUCUGUUAGGUCUCGGACAUUCGUCGGUGGAAGAAGCGAUCAUGUUUCCGACGAUAUCGUCGGGAAUACGGAAAGUAGAGCUCGCGAGAGACGACGUUGAAGGCAUUCAGGCGUGCCAUGGUGCGAGGCGUGGUGUAGCCGUUACGAAAACGUCCAAGGCGGGUUUGUGA
Molecule: messenger RNA, 996 nt
Organism: Lactuca saligna
Lineage: Eukaryota; Viridiplantae; Streptophyta; Magnoliopsida; Asterales; Asteraceae
Source: the annotation of a GenBank genome assembly